UAGUGUUAAGCCAACGUUUUAGGAAUUCGCGAGUGCUUGGCUCAACAAACUGAUACUACUAACGUUUGGUUCUUGUGCUUAUUAAUCCCGAUAGAAUUGCCGUUUUUUGUGAACUAUUUGUACCUUACCUCAGUCUACGUGACCAAUCUAAUGUGGUUUAUUAGUUAUCCAUUCAUAGUAUGUUUUGAGUCUUUUUGGUUGCUAACGUUAUAUUUAAUUUAAAAAAAUCUGUAAUAUGUGGGACCGAGCACAACGACGAAAAACUAGUAUAUUAAUAAUCGUAUGCAGCAUUUUUUCAAAUUUGUAUUUUGUUUCUUGGUUUCAAAACCUGGACAAUCGUAGCAAAAUUAGCUAGAAAUAAUGGAUAUUCAAAAUUCUCCCACGCCUUCGACACAAGAAAAUAUUCUAGGCUUGGUGGAUAGCCUCAUAAGAGAUGUUCCCGAAGUAUGUGAUCAACUUGGAAAUGCGGGACAUCCAACAAAUGGAACUUCCGGCACCGUAGACACUACUCGUCAGUCCAGCAAGACGAACAAUCGGCGAGUAAUGAAACUGAAGCAACAGUUAGCCAAGCAGAAUAAAUACAUCAGUGAUUUAAAAAACAAAAUACAAACUCUAGCUGGUCUCACGCCCAAAUCAAUGUCAGAUCACGAAGAACUUGCAUUUCUCAGAAUCAGACUUGACAAAGAGAGUGAGCAAUUGAAAACUUUACUGAAAAACGUUAUCGAAGAGCAGAAAAAAGACAAAACCCAAACAUGGGAGCCAAUUCCUCUAUGCAGUGAUCCUUUCGACGAUGUCUGUCGCAAUGCUUGGGUGUUGGGUAACGUUUCUACUCCAGGUCAACGAUUCUCUUAUGAUUCCAAUCUAUCAUCGCUGAGCUCCAAUGAACAGGUAGACAGCAAGGAAAUGAACGAAAGAUUUGAAAAGGAGCAACUGAAACGAGAUCGAGUCAUUGAAAUUUUGCAGAAUCGAGUAGAUGCACUAACUGCAGAUGUGAUGAAGGUAAAACGAGACAACGAUGUUGUACUGAACAAAACACCAAAGCAAUCAAAAUUUUGUGAAGCGGACAUGAUGAACAGGUUGCGCUUUUACAAGAAUAAUACGGAUGCUCUGGAGCGUAACUUGAAUCAAAUGGGUACUGCAUUAAAUAUCAUACGUUCAGAACUAGGCACAAAUCUUACCGGAGAUCUGAAUGAACCAAUAGGUUUUAGUACUUUUAUCGGACAAAGUAAUAAUAGUACCAUGAGAGACGAAGGCACUAAAACGAUCAUAGGACCAAAACAAGAUGAUGAUCAUUAUAAUACAUUACUGAAAGAGCUUUCCAGAAAGUCGAAUGAGUGUAAAAAAUUAACCGAUCGCAUGGCGAAGGCUUGCUCGUGUCAGAACACAAAUAUAGAACAAAGCGAACUGGAGCUGCUGAAAAGACGGUGCUCAGAGUUGAUGGAUGAGCAAGAAGAGUUUAAAAUUCUUAUGAAGGAACAAUCAGAUCAGUUAGAGGAGUACCGCAACAAGUAUUUAGAAGCUCAACAAAAUGUCGAAGAACAGAAACUUCAAUUGGACAAAAUGGAUGUGGCCAAUCGUCGGAUAGAAGAGCAGAUAAACAUUGAAGUACAAAGGAUAAAAACCAAAUUUCAAGACAAACUACGCCAACUGGCUCCUUUUCCGCAGCUUCUGGAGGCCGAGGAACAACGCGUUAAAGAUUUGAAGAAAUCGAACGAGAAUCUUUUAGAAGAGCUGAAAAUGUCUGCCAAAGAAAUCAAAGCGCUGGAAUAUCGUCUGCACAACAUUCACGCUUCGCAAAACAUUGAACUAGAAAAAGCACAUGAUCUACUCAAGAUCGAAAUCGGACAGAUCUCCGAAUUGCUUAAAGAGUCGGAGAAGAGUAAAGCAAAGCUAGAGGAAAAAUUGACAGCUUCGCAAAAGGAACUAGAUGAGGUGCGUUCGGAGACGGCUAGAAUCAUUGCCAGGGCACAAGAUCGGGCACAGGAGGAUAGAAGAACCGCCCUAGCAAAGCAGCAUGCAUUGGAAAAAGAACUAGCACAAUGUCGUGCUGCCGCCGCAGUUACUAUUAGUAAUCGCGAUGAAGCACUGCGUGAAAUGCAAGGUCAAAUUGGAGUGCUAUCUGCCAGCUUCGAUGAUGCACAGAUUCAAAUACACUCACUGCGUAAUCAACUCACGUUUAUGAGAAAUGAACAACAUGGACCACGUAUCUAAACUGUUACUGUGUAGACGUUACCGUUUGUAGUUAUUCGAAA
Messenger RNA from Topomyia yanbarensis, 2252 nucleotides. RefSeq names its product myosin-10. Gene Ontology annotation, cellular component: centrosome. NCBI's taxonomy places the organism in Eukaryota, Metazoa, Arthropoda, Insecta, Diptera, Culicidae. The transcript is spliced from 2 exons. The record is from RefSeq and is a predicted model, not a curated record. The coding region runs from base 361 to 2211 and encodes 616 amino acids. Gene Ontology annotation, biological process: regulation of cilium assembly.